CUGGUAUUGUGGUAGACGUCUGAUGGAAAAUGUAAUGAAAUAUGGAUCUCUCAGGGGAUUUGUGGCACUUAAAUAAAGCAAGAAAUAUUCCAUGCAGUGCUUGUGUAACGUGAUUCACAUCUAAAUGGCAUGCAAGAAAAUAUCCCUAAUGAAAUUCAAGGACGGUGUUAUUUCAAUGUCAAUCUCAUCUGUUUCAUUUUCGUCAUCAGUAAACAUGGCGGAUAGAAGCCAGUUUUAUUCCAUCUGAACGAAUGUGAUUAGUUGUUACCUGAAAUGUUUUCGGCGCCCUCAACAUCAGAGACGCACAGCUAUGAUUUCGAGAAAGAAGAAAAUGCCGCAAAAUGGAAAGGAGUUUUUGUCAAUUCACUGCGCAAGGUGCUGGAGCAGGUGCAUCACUCACUCACGGCGCGUGACGACGCCCUCGACUACGUCGAAAGUCUCAUCUUGCGAUUGUUGGGAAUGUUGUGCGCCCGCCCCUCCCCCCAUACAGUGCAGGAUGUGGAGGAUAGGGUACGGCGCACCUUCCCAACACCCAUUGACAAAUGGGCACUGGCCGACGCGAAAGAAGCGUUGGAGCGUGGGAAGAAAAAAUGUGUUUUGCCCGUUGACAAGAUACAUCACAUGCUUCAGAAGGAAGUUCUACAGUACAAAAUUGAUUCUCAGGUCUCUCUGUAUCUCGCAGCAGUUCUUGAAUACAUUUCAGCUGAUAUUUUAAAGUUGGCUGGGAAUUAUGUCAAAAAUAUUCAUCAUGUUGAAAUUUCAUGCCAGGAUAUUAGAGUUGCAAUGUGUGCUGACAAGGUGCUGAUGGACAUGUUCUACCAAGACGACGAUGGAGUUUCUGCUGGUGUUGCCGAUGACGUAGAUCCUCUGACGCCUCGCACGUCACUCACGUACGAAGAGGUCGUAAAAGACCUAAUUCAUGAUGAGAAGCAGUAUUUACGUGAUUUACACAUGAUAAUCAAAGUAUUCCGUGAAGAAAUUGCAAAACUUGUCAGUUCUGACAGUAAGGAGCUCGACGCAAUGUUUAGUAAUAUAAUGGACAUUUAUGAACUGACUGUAACUUUCUUGGGUUCAUUGGAAGAUAUGGUUGAGAUCAGUGAAGAGAAACAAGUACCUGCGAUUGGAAGCUGCUUUGAAGAAUUAGCAGAGGCUGCCGAAUUUGAUGUCUAUGGGAGGUAUGCACGUGACAUCACACAGCCACAGAGCAGAGAGGCGCUAAUGAAGCUCAGCAGUCGGCCCGAAGUCUCUGAUGCUCUUCAGUCGGCUGGCCAUGGAUUCAGAGAAGCUGUGAAGUAUUACCUUCCAAAGCUGCUGCUUGGUCCUAUUUGGCACUGUUUUCUGUACUUCGACUAUAUAAAGAUUUUGCAUAGAUUGACACCCAUUGACGAAGACAGAGAGAGCUUGGAACAGGUGGAAGGCCUGUUGAAGCCACUUCAAACGGAACUUUUGCAGACAGUUGGAAACUUACCAAAGAGAGAGAGUGGAAUUCGAAUGCAUGGUAGAGUGAGGAGACAGAUUGCUCUGGAUAAGACAAAUGAGCUUCAAAAAUCAAUAGACGGUUGGGAAGGGAAGGACAUUGGCCAAUGCUGCAAUGAAUUUAUUCGUGAGGAUGUGUUGGGAAAAGUUGGCAGUGGUCGAAGACUGACCGAAAGGCGUGUUUUUCUCUUCGAUGGCUUGAUGGUAUUGUGCAAGCCCAACAGUAAACGCACAUCUGUAUCUGUUACGGGUCCUGUCGGAGGCGAGUUUCGCCUCAAGGAACGCUUCUUUAUCCGUAAAGUGGAAAUUGUUGAUAGAGAGGAUACUGAAGAGCUGAAGAAUGCAUUUGACAUUGCACCAAGAGUUCAGCCCAGUGUUACUCUUGUUGCAAAGUCCGUUGAAGAUAAGAACAACUGGAUGGCAGAUUUGGUCAUGCUCAAUACCAAAAGCAUGUUGGAACGCACGUUGGAUAGCAUACUCUUGGAUGAAGAGAAGAAACAUCCCUUGCGACUACCUUCGCCAGAUAUUUACAGGUUUGCUGAAAGUGAUUGCAAGGACAACAUUGUCCUUGAAGAAAGAGAAAAUGCUGGUGUCCCACUUAUUAAGGGAGCCACACUGUAUAAAUUGGUCGAGAGGCUAACUUAUCAUAUAUAUGCUGAUCCCAUGUUUGUACGCACUUUUCUCACAACCUACAGAAGCUUCUGUUCGCCACAGGAACUCCUUGGUCUCCUGGUAGAGAGAUUUAACAUUCCCGAUCCAUCCAUCGUGUACGAGGAUAAUAAAGAUUCAUUAGAAUCAGAUAAGACGCUAAAAAAUUCGCAGCGAGAAGACUGGAAAAGGUAUCGAAAAGAGUACUGUCAGCCAGUACAGUUCAGGGUGCUAAACGUACUAAGACAUUGGGUAGAUCACCAUUUUUAUGACUUUGAAAGGGAUCCAGCAUUGUUAGAGCAACUUAACAAUUUUUUAAAUACAGUAAAUGGAAAAUCAAUGAGGAAGUGGGUCGAUUCAGUGUUGAAAAUUGUGCAGCGAAAGUCUGAUCCAGCUGAACAGCAGAGAGAAAUUAGAUUUGCUUUUGACCGUUCGCCACCUCCGACUGAAUGGCAUAUCCGCUGCCCUGAAGAAGAAUGGAAUAUUCUGACUCUACAUCCAAUAGAAAUUGCUCGUCAGCUGACAUUGUUGGAGUUCGAACUCUACAGGGCAGUAAAACCAUCAGAACUUGUUGGAAGUGUGUGGACCAAAAAGGAAAAAGAACAGACUUCCCCGAACCUUCUUCGCAUGAUCAAACAUACGACAAAUUUCACACGAUGGCUAGAAAAAAAUAUUGUGGAAGCAGAAAACUUUGAAGAAAGAGUUGCAAUAGUAUCUCGGAUAAUUGAGAUUAUGUUAGUUUUACAGGAACUGAACAAUUUUAAUGGUGUAUUGGCUGUUGUGUCGGCAAUGGGAUCUGCAUCAGUCUUCAGGCUUAAAUUUACUUUCCAGGCCAUAUCAGCUCGUUUGGAGAAAGCUCUUGAGGAUGCAAGAGAGCUAAAUAGUGAUCAUUUUCGAAAAUAUCAAGAGAAACUUCGGUCGAUUAAUCCUCCGUGUGUUCCUUUUUUUGGUAUGUACCUGACUAACAUCCUUCAUAUUGAAGAGGGAAAUCCUGACUACUUGCCAAACUCUCCAGAACUUAUUAACUUCAGCAAACGACGGAAAGUAGCUGAAAUAACGGGUGAAAUACAACAGUACCAGAACCAACCUUAUUGUUUAAAGACUGAACCAAAGAUUCGGCAUUUUUUGGAAACACUGGCACCAUUUGAAGAUAUGAAAGAUGCAGAUAUCAGCAAUUACUUGUACAAUAAGUCAUUGGAAAUAGAGCCUCGUGGUUGCAGACAGCCACCUAGAUUUUCUCGAAAAUGGCCAGAUUUGAAUCUUAAAUCACCUGGUAUUAAACCACGCAACCUCCCUGGUCGCAGUCAUCCUCCUGGCCCAUUGCCUUCUUUGGGAGAGCGUCAUCUGUUUCCUUCCACAAACCGCUUGCCAGAGGAUGGAGAAGAAACAACCACCCCACGAACACCACACACCUGCUCGGCUCCACAUACACCUCCACACCAUGUACCAACACCUGCAUCCUCAGCUGCCGACUUCUCUGUUUUCGCAAACAUUAUGAUUGGGCAAGCUGCUCCUUCUUUUGGAAGUUCUGGCAACCAGUCUCCUGGCCCCAUAUCUUCAACACCAGCCCCAAGUUAUCCCAGUCUGGUACCAGCUUCAACUUCGGCAACAGCUUCUGCAUCUGCGUCUCCAGCUACGUCUCCUGCAAAUACUGGUGGCACGAGCCCGUCUUUUUCUCUUCAAGGACACAGUCACUCCAGCAUGCAGCAGAUACCUCAGUCCGGCACUCAGAUGCAGAGUUCCUCCCCCUCCUGCACUGCAGCUCCAGUGCCGAGCCCUCGGCUGCCGCCGCCCCUGCCUCCGAGGAUCCGGCGGCGAGAGAGUUCAGUCAGUGAAAGCUCUGUCUCUUCAGCAGUCAGUUCACAUCAGAUCCGGCAGGCUCCAGAUGCACCACAGCUACCUCCUCGUGAUCCCUCACCGCCGCCGCCUCUACCUCCACGUCUCGGUCUGGUGUCUUCUGCGAGCCUCCUGUCGGUGUCAUCUGCAGGAGCAUCGGGCACCGUGCCACGUGUGCAGCCAGUUGGCAGUUCUGCCAUACUUGUAAGACGUAACUCUGCCAUGGAGAUAACGCAUCCUCCGGGCUCUCCUGCAUCCUCUGUAGCACCAGCACCACCACCGUCACGUCGCCAUAUGUCUGUGACGGGAAAUGGGCCUGUACAUUCGUCCACACACAACCUUUCUUCCUCCGUAUCCAGCAUCAGCCACCAGGCGUCUAGAUCACUUCACAGUGACGAAUGCUUAACUGGCUCACUGCCACGUCAUCACAACCAUCACACUGUCCAUCGCACACCGCGCCUGCCACCCAGACCGAUUGUCAACAGGCACAUUCCACCACCCACAUCAUUUCAUUUUAAUAGUCAAAGCUAGUGCCUGCUUCUCAUGGGGAUGAAGUAUUUGUAUACGUACUAAUUUAUUUAAAGUGUUGGUGUAUAAGAAUAUUUUGCUGACGACAGGUGGAAAAUCCGUGAGUGGCUUUAAUAUGACGGUGUUUGUGAACUGCAGCUAUGUAGCCUUUAUUUUUGCAUAGAGCUUAAAAAAAUACUACUACCAUAUGACUGUGAGCCAUUCGUUGAAAGUUUGUGGUGAACUGUGUGCCUCUUGGUGGACUAGUUGAUGGGUGUUGAUGGGGACUUUCAUAUGUUACAUUUUUCCACUGUGGUGACAUCUGAGCAGGAUUUUUGUGAAAGUCAAAGAAUAAUCCAUAAAGUUAAUGAUGGCUGUGUGAUUGCUGAUAUGUUAUGAGACAAGUAAGAUAUUUAUUUAUUUCUGACAAGGCGGGUGGACACCAUUUAACUGGACCAAAUGCUAUAAUCUGUCCAGCCAUUCAGAGUUUGGGACGUAUGGAUAAGAAUGUUGACAGUGUGUCUUGUUGCCUGAUGUAACCACCUGAGGAACCCAGACAAAUUAAAUGUCUAUUUUUGCUAGCAACUUGUUCAUAUUUUGGACAUUUUGUGUGAUAGUUGAGUAGAACGGGUUUACAGACUAGGAUAGUGUGUUUACAGUAUUUAGAACUGUUAAAUGGAAUGUGUUUGUAAGAGUUAUAGCCAGAGGAACAAUGAAUAUAGUACAAAUGUUUUCUAUUGCUUCUGCUAAAGUAGAAUUCUGUUAAUAUUUUGAUUUGUUUCCUUACAUAACCCCUAUUUUCUAUUAUUAAGAUUGGGGCACUAUGCACAAGAAUAAUGUGUAAUAGAUGUAUUCACAAUUGGUGUCAUUUUACCCUCAAAUCAUAUGUUGUUACCUUUUUGCUAAAACUGCAUCUCCAUACAUCCUUUCAAGACUUUUUACAGUUUUAUUUCAUUGAAAAAAAAAAAAAAUCUCGAUAGUGUUUAAAAACAUUUUUUCGCUAUCAUUGUCUGGAAAGGAAAUUGCCAGUGUUGAGAGUUUUAAUCACCAAGGAAGCCUUAGAGUUUGUAAAUUAAAUUAGGGUUUGUUUUUCUUUGAAGACUUAUUUGCACAUAUGUUAAAAUCCUGUCUAUGUAACAUUUUUUCUCUCUCUCCUCUAUGAAGUUGUGUGGAAAAUGGAAGAGUAAUGUAAAUUGUACUUCAAUUGUUUUCCUGUUUUACACAUCUCAGGUGAUUAAGUAUUAAGAAAAUGACAUCACUUGCCUAAUAUAAUUGGUUUGAUGUAGCCUGUAGCAGGGUAACAGUUUCAUCUUGUUUGCUAUGUAGAUGUUUUAUACUGCAUUUAAAGAAGAAAAAUGUGUUUCGUUAUUGAUUCCUUAAAAAUAAUUUUGUGGAACAUUUGAAUGUUUGCUGGUUUCAAGUUGGACAUAAUUUUCUGGACAAUUCAUAAAUAGCUUAAAAAAUUGCCUUAUUUUAUCAUACAUAUAUGUGAAUAAGAUACAGUCUGAUAAUUUGAGUGCAUCUUGGAAUAGUGAAAUGUUCAUACUUCAUCUUGGAGAAUGUGGGCACAACAAAUAGUGCUGCUACUCACUUGCCCCCCACCCCCUUGUUCCAAAAAAAGAAGCCACAGCUCGAUAUUGCCACAUAGUUAUUUA
Schistocerca nitens (vagrant locust) is the source of this 6122-nucleotide messenger RNA. RefSeq names its product protein son of sevenless (gene Sos). Lineage: Eukaryota; Metazoa; Arthropoda; Insecta; Orthoptera; Acrididae. Gene Ontology annotation, molecular function: DNA binding; protein heterodimerization activity; structural constituent of chromatin. The record is from RefSeq and is a predicted model, not a curated record. The transcript is spliced from 25 exons. Gene Ontology annotation, cellular component: plasma membrane; nucleosome. Gene Ontology annotation, biological process: positive regulation of GTPase activity; Ras protein signal transduction. Bases 274 to 4491 code for a protein of 1405 amino acids.